Molecule: messenger RNA, 441 nt
Organism: Schistosoma rodhaini
Lineage: Eukaryota; Metazoa; Platyhelminthes; Trematoda; Strigeidida; Schistosomatidae
Source: the annotation of a GenBank genome assembly
AUGUUAUCGAACAAUACAUCAGUAGACAAUGACUAUGAUGAUGAUGAUGAUGAUGAUGAUGAUGAUGAUGAUGAUGAUGAUGAUGAUGAUGAUGAUGAUGAUGAUGAUGAUGAUGAUGAUGAUGAUGAUGAUGAUGAUGAUGAUGAUGAUGAUGAUGAUGAUGAUGAUGAUGAUGAUGAUGAUGAUGAUGAUGAUGAUGAUGAUGAUGAUGAUGAUGAUGAUGAUGAUGAUGAUGAUGAUGAUGAUGAUGAUGAUGAUGAUGAUGAUGAUGAUGAUGAUGAUGAUGAUGAUGAUGAUGAUGAUGAUGAUGAUGAUGAUGAUGAUGAUGAUGAUGAUGAUGAUGAUGAUGAAGAGGAGGAGGAGGAGGAGGAGGAGGAGGAAUGGAAGGAGGCAGCGCGAUAUGGGAGAACAAGUGUAACAGAAGAUACUUCAAGGGAAUAA